Austrofundulus limnaeus is the source of this 494-nucleotide messenger RNA. Its product is annotated as phenylalanyl-tRNA synthetase subunit alpha. Gene Ontology annotation, biological process: phenylalanyl-tRNA aminoacylation. Gene Ontology annotation, molecular function: ATP binding; tRNA binding; phenylalanine-tRNA ligase activity. NCBI's taxonomy places the organism in Eukaryota, Metazoa, Chordata, Actinopteri, Cyprinodontiformes, Rivulidae. Gene Ontology annotation, cellular component: phenylalanine-tRNA ligase complex; cytosol; cytoplasm. The record is from RefSeq and is a predicted model, not a curated record.
GACUAAAAAAAUGGGUGGAAGUGGGAAACUCUGGUGUCUUCAGGCCAGAGAUGCUGCUGCCCAUGGGCCUCCCUGAGGACGUGUCUGUAAUCGCCUGGGGUCUUUCUCUGGAGAGGCCCACCAUGAUUAAAUACGGCAUCAACAACAUCAGAGAGCUGGUGGGACACAAGGUGAACCUACAGAUGGUCUACGACAGUCCUAUAUGUCGACUGGACUCCUGAGUCUUACCCCAACUGCUGCUAAUACGAUUAAUGGACUUAUUUAACAUUUGUACAUCUGGACAAAGAAAACCCUCUUCCUCCUGGUUAGUUUUCAGACUAAAACCCAUCUGAGAGCAACUCCUCUACAGAAAUCUUAAUGAUUUUUUUUCUUCCAGAAGCUGUGUUUUUUCUGAACUCUUCCUCCUGUUGGCUCAGACUUUGUUACAUGCAGCAAAGGUUCCCUUCAUCACCCCCAAACCAUCACAAUAAAUAAAGUUGUACAGUAAAAGAAAA